Kickxella alabastrina is the source of this 956-nucleotide messenger RNA. RefSeq lists its product as uncharacterized. The record is from RefSeq and is a predicted model, not a curated record. The coding region runs from base 173 to 925 and encodes 250 amino acids. The transcript has 3 exons. NCBI's taxonomy places the organism in Eukaryota, Fungi, Kickxellomycota, Kickxellomycetes, Kickxellales, Kickxellaceae.
GCACCAGCUUACUGACUAACGGGUAUUUGUAAUAACGCGCGCAUCUCUAUCAAGGUUACCUCUACGCUUUCGCCUUUUUCUGUUUUUAAAAUUAAAAUUUUUGUUUAUAUUUUGAGCAACCAUACUUUCUUAAGGCAGAAAAGCUCGCCACACCCGCAUAACAGCAGCUACGAUGUCUACAAUCGGAUUGCCAAUGGCGACCAAGCGGUCGUCACGAUUUAAGCGCUUCUCGUGGAACAAAGCCAAGGAUGGCACCUAUCCGCCACUUGCCAAACACAGAGUCACUGCAGUUACCAGCAGUGCCCACACUAGCUCACAGGCAUUUUCUCCAACGACGGCGGCCAUGACCACAGUCACGACCGCUCCUGCCGCCUUAGUUUUGACAGAAGCUGCGGAAAGUCUGAAUACAACACUGCAUACGACCCAGAACACUAAGCAAACGCAGCGCUUGUCUGUGAAAGUAUCAUCUAUCGACACAACUCCCAUUCCGCCAUACGAGUACGAGUCCCAGAAAACAAGCGCCAUGCGACUGAAAACAGAACUAACAUUGGAAUUUCAAAUACAACAGUCUCUGCGAAGGAAUGCUUACCCGUGUCAGCAUGCAACCGCCAAAGCUUGCUGCGACAGAGGCUGCGCCAGCGAAAAGGAACAGUGGAAAACAGCACACGAAGAAACGCAAGGUAACUUCUUUUUUAUAUUGAUGGCGAAAUGUAUGUGUGGUGUCUACCUCGGGCCCUCUUGGGAUGACGGUGCAGGGAAGCUUCCGACGUUCUCAACUGUCGAUGAUAUGGACUUUGACGCGUUGCUUUCGCAAAUGCAAACGCAACAGAGUAGCAAGCAAGAUUCCGUGCCAAAGCGGAAGAAAAAAGAAUCAUCGCCAAGUGAAACCUUGCCAGAGCUGGCGGCACCCUUGACCAAAAGUUAACCAUACUAUUUUUAUUUUUUAUUUGAAUAAU